Molecule: messenger RNA, 2461 nt
Organism: Myxocyprinus asiaticus (Chinese sucker)
Lineage: Eukaryota; Metazoa; Chordata; Actinopteri; Cypriniformes; Catostomidae
Product: secretogranin-3-like
Exons: 12
Coding region: 274-1725 (483 amino acids)
Biological process (GO): protein localization to secretory granule
Cellular component (GO): secretory granule membrane
Source: RefSeq, a predicted model, not a curated record
UGAGCUGCUGCUGGAGGCAGGGCCCGUUAUAGAGAGAGGUGCAUACGUGGAGUUCCCAUCAGCUUAUGUUGUUUUAAUUAUAGCCGGCGACCUGAUUUCAGCACUGCAGGGAUUUAAUAGCUCCCGCUGAAGUUAAUCCGCGAGACCGAGAGGCGCUGGAGAGCGCGCACCAUCUACAAAGCAGAAAAUAACAAUAACAGAUAAAAACACAGAACCAGGAGCGCAUCUCCUGGAUAACCGAAGCUUUAUAAUAUCUCGGAAAACAGUUCAAGGAUGGUGUCGAAACGCGUGGGGUUUGUGGUCGUGAUUCAGGUUUUGGCUGUAAUAAUAUCGCACAUCAAUGCAUUUCCCACACCUGCUGGACCUAAUGAUAAGAGCAUGUUCAACCGAGAGCUGACAGAGGAGAAGCCAUUAGAACAGCAGAUUGCAGAAGCCGACAGCAACAAGAAGACAGAAUCCAAACCAACAGCACCAGCUGAGGCAGAGUCAAACUCAGAAGAUGAUGACAUCACUUUCCUCAAGUCUCUGGCCGAGAAGUCCAAAGAGUUGAACAACGAGACUCACAUCUCAGAUUCUGCAGAUGAGCGAAAUGGUGCUGAUGAGGCCGACUCGACCAAGAACAGAAGACUAGCUGAUGACUACGACUCAACUAAGAAUGGAAUGGACUACAAAUACCAAGAUGAUCCUGAAAGCUUUCGGCAGCUGGACGGGACCCCGCUGACAGCUCAGGACAUCGUACAGAAAAUCGCAAACAAAAUCUACGAGGAGGAUGACAGAGGAGUGUUUGAUAGGAUUGUGUCCAAACUGCUCAAGCUUGGCCUUAUCACAGAUAGUCAGGCAGAGACGCUGGAAUAUGAAGUUGCGGAAGCCCUGCAGGAUCUAGUAACCAAAAACGCCAAAGAAAAUAUGAUUGGAGACCUGAGUAUGGACUACCCCGUAAAUGCAGCUAAAGACACACAGAACAAUAUGGUACGAGAUGACGAAGAUAGGCCCAGCCGUCGAUAUGAUGAAGAGGAUGAGGAUGCUGGUGAUGAAGAUAACGGUGCUGAAGAGCAGCAGAAGGAGAGCAGAGAUGACACUGUUAGGGCUGAUGACUCAUGGGACGCUGUUAGCAACGGGAAUGAUAGGAACGAGCUGAACCCUGAAGAUGGACUGCAGGACCUUCAGUUCUUCCCAAACUUCUACAGACUGCUCAAGAGCCUUGACUCAGAGCAAGAUAAAGAGGAGAGAGAGACCCUGAUCACCAUCAUGAAGACGUUGAUCGACUUUGUGAAGAUGAUGGUUAAAUAUGGAACCAUUACACCAGAAGAAGGAGUUUCUUAUCUGGAAAACCUGGAUGCAAUGAUUGCCUUGCAGACCAAGAACAAGCUGGGCAAAUCUCUGGGUCCCCUCAGCAUUACACCCCCUACAGGAAAAGCAGCGGAUGAUGAUGACAACACUAAAACAGAGGCUGCCAAAAUGCAGGAGUAUGAGUCUCUAAAAGACUCAACCAAGGACGUCCAGACUGCAGCAGAGAUCGGUCGUCCAGGGAAGUCAGAGAGUUAUCUGGAUGCAAUAAGGAAGAACAUUGAAUGGCUGAAAAAACACAAGGAAGGCAACAAAGAAGAUUACGAUCUCUCCAAGCUGAGGGACUUCAUGGACCAACAGGUGGAUGCGUACAUCGAUAAGGGCAUCAUCGCCAAAGACGAAGGUGAUGUCAUCAAGAGAAUCUACGGGAGCCUGUAGGAGCCACUAAUCUACAUAGCUUUUCAUGUGACAGUAUAACUGACUAAAUACUUCAACUGGGCAUACUAACACAGGUCUAAUAAUUUAACUCCUAAUAAACAUGAUAUAGUCUGCAACUCAGACAGUAUCUGAGCAGAAUAUUACUAUCCUGAAGGCAAUAUCGUCUCAGUGCAGUCAGCAAUAGAACACAAUCUAAUGCUAGACGAUCCACACAUCACAUCUGAGAUGUAAAUGUUCUUACUCAGUAGGACCGAAUAACAGCAUUUGCUAACUAGAAGUCUGAAAUUCAGUGAAUUUGGUGGUAUGACUUACAAAUCAGCGUAAAAUAGAAGCUUUUGCACUUGUCCUUCUUUUGCAAUAGAUUUUACAGCAUCAUAUACAUAUUUAUCUGUAUGUCAUUUUCCUUUAUGUAUGGUAUAUAGCAUUUUCUCUUUAUUUGGUCUUAUUUGAAGAAAAUUAACCAGUAUUGUUUCUAAAUAAACCAAAAAAUUAGCUUUUAUUGUCAGUAAAUUGCUUUCCUCUUCUGUUGUUGUUGUUGUGUCUCCCAGUCAGUAGGGGGCAGUCUUUAUAUCUCCCUUCUCUUUCUUAAGUUUGGUUUUCUGGGAUCUGUUUCUCCACUUUUUGAAUCUGUAUAUUUCACAUGCUAUAGAUUGACAACAAUCAAGUAUUUUUUAAAUGUAAAUAUUAUGAUCUUUCCAAAAAUCUAUUAAAACAUUGCCUUUCUUUAAUUAUGUAA